AACUGUUGAUAUCGCUCUGCAUCCGCCCUACCCAAGUCUUCUGCAGCCUUACGUAGGGCGCCGCUCGCCAACCCCAAGUGUCUGGGAAGCGUGGCCGCGACGACAUGUUUCACGCAGUGGCAAAGUGCUCGGCUUGGAUACCCAGUGGGUCUCAGACGUCCACGACUUUUUCGAUGGCGCUUGUGCUUGGAGAAAUCGUCAGUGCUUCACAACGUUGUGGAAACCUUGAAGGGUCUUCUUCCGCUGGCGCAAAUUCCCCGGCACGCUCCAAUCUCGGCUGCUGGGUGCUGGGUGCCAUCGCAAGCUCUGCUCGAUUGGGAAACGGCGCUCCUCAACACCUGCUCUGUCUGUCUCCAGCCCAUACAGACUCAUGUCCGUAUCAGUUUCGACGCGCGCCCACCAUCGCGACGUCGAUGCCAUGCAACAGUCUACGAAUCAACGUGCCUUUGUUCACCUCGGCUCCAGGAAUCUGUUGUGUCACACCCGCUGCACUCUCCGUGUGGUCUCAUUCUCAUGCCACAAGGUCAACGGUCGUCCCAACGUCCCAACGGGUAGGGCUGAAGGCAAACUACUGGCGUGCGCUCAAGCUAUGACGAGCCAUUCUUGCGAAAGCUGGUUGCGGCACCCUGACUGCGUAGCCCUCGUUGACCCUUGCCAAGGCGCAGUCUGUGGCAGAACGCGCGCUGCGUUUCGUUGAUGAACUGACUGCUUCUUCACUGUCUUCUACAUCCUUCCACGUCAGCACAGUACAUAUUUUCCCAUCUAGCCGUGUGUGUCCAUGUUCUGUCAUCAGCAACCGAAACACGAUCAACCAGAGACCAACUAUUGAGACUUACCAAAGCCAGAACAUCCAUCUAGAGCGUACUCACCUGCUCUGCACAGGCAUGUACA
Molecule: messenger RNA, 891 nt
Organism: Alternaria rosae
Lineage: Eukaryota; Fungi; Ascomycota; Dothideomycetes; Pleosporales; Pleosporaceae
Exons: 1
Coding region: 105-593 (162 amino acids)
Source: RefSeq, a predicted model, not a curated record